AACACACAUAAUAAUUGGGAUGAAGAGACAGAGAGCUGGAAUCACAUGGACUUGUCUUUGAAUCUUGCUGUCUCCUCCUCUAUGCCAUCACAAUCAAAAUCCCAAUCAACAUCUACAUCAUCAUCAUCAUCUCCAUCUUCUUCACCAUUCCAUCAUCCCACACAUUAACACUCCAUUUCUCUCUCCCUUCCCCCAUGGAUGACCAUAACCAUAAGGAGAUGUCUGCUUCUGUUGUCAAUGGGAAUGAUUCCCUCACUGGUCACAUCAUAUCCACUACAAUUGGAGGAAAAAAUGGGGAGCCCAAACAGACUAUAAGUUACAUGGCAGAAUGUGUUGUGGGGACUGGGUCAUUUGGAAUUGUUUUCCAGGCAAAAUGCUUGGAAACUGGGGAGGCAGUGGCCAUUAAGAAGGUUUUACAGGACAGAAGAUAUAAGAAUCGUGAGCUGCAUCUAAUGCGCAUGAUGGAUCAUCCAAAUGUGAUCUCUCUGAAGCAUUGUUUCUUUUCCACCACAAGUACAGAUGAACUUUUUCUUAAUUUGGUGAUGGAAUAUGUUCCAGAGUCUUUGUAUCGAGUCUUGAAGUUCUACAGUAAUGCUAAUCAAAGAGUGCCACUUAUUUAUGUAAAACUUUAUAUGUACCAGAUUUUCAGGGGGCUGGCUUAUAUCCACACUGUCCCUGGAGUUUCCCACAGAGAUUUGAAGCCUCAAAAUAUACUGGUUGACCCUCUUACACACCAGGUUAAGAUAUGUGACUUUGGAAGUGCAAAAGUGCUGGUCAAAGGUGAAGCUAAUAUAUCAUAUAUAUGUUCACGUUUCUAUCGGGCUCCAGAACUGAUAUUUGGUGCCACUGAGUACACUACUUCAAUUGAUAUUUGGUCAGCUGGCUGUGUCCUUGCUGAACUGCUUUUGGGCCAGCCAUUAUUUCCUGGUGAAAAUGCAGUGGACCAGCUUGUAGAGAUAAUCAAGGUUCUUGGAACACCCACACGGGAGGAAGUCCGGUGUAUGAAUCCAAGCUACAAUGACUUCAGGUUUCCACAGAUCAAAGCACACCCAUGGCACAAGAUAUUCCACAAAAAAAUGCCUCCAGAAGCAAUUGAUCUUGCUUCCCGGUUGCUGCAGUACUCCCCAAGUCUUCGUUGUACUGCGCUAGAAGCAUGUGCACACCCAUUCUUUGAUGAACUCCGUGCACCCAAUGCUUGCUUGCCAAAUGGUCGUCCAUUUCCACCUCUAUUCAACUUUAAACAAGAGUUAUCUGGAGCAUCUCCAGAGCUUGUUAAUAAGUUGAUACCUGAGCAUGUGAAGCGGCAGAUAGGGCUACAAUAUGCCCAUUUGGCAGGAACAUGAGGUUAAGCUCCAGGCAUAGUGUAUUCUAGUUAAUAAUUUAACAGGGGUACCAUGCUUGGGUUCUGGAUUGCUGCAGUUGAUCCAUCACUUCAGUCAGCAUAUGCCUUCUAAAUCUCUCUUGUUUCCCCAUGCCAAUAGCUUCUCCCUUCCAUGUUUAUAGUAAAUGUCUAACUCUAGUGUGGUUGGCCUGGAUUGGUAACAAUGCUUUUGUCAAGGGAAAACUAAAGCCUUACCUGGAAGGAGAGUCCCAGAUAGAGGAUGGAUCUUGAUGGUGGACAAUGUUGGUUGUUGGGUUUGGCUUCCUCACCUCACCAUGUCAAUAUGUGACUGACUCGCCAAUCGCCAUGUAGCAAACAAGUUCCUUGUGAAAUGUAAUAAUGUAUGUUUCUCUUCAAACACCCAUUUUAUUUUAUGGAUUCUUUAAUAUUUCAUCUGUUGUAUUGGGGGGGUUUAUGCAAAGAUUUCUUCUCCGUACUCCCCUGCACCAUGUAUUCUGAACUUGAGCUUGUGGACGUGAUUAAUCAUUUUGUUUUU
Gastrolobium bilobum is the source of this 1877-nucleotide messenger RNA. RefSeq names its product shaggy-related protein kinase eta-like. NCBI's taxonomy places the organism in Eukaryota, Viridiplantae, Streptophyta, Magnoliopsida, Fabales, Fabaceae. The record is from RefSeq and is a predicted model, not a curated record. The transcript has 12 exons. Gene Ontology annotation, biological process: protein phosphorylation; signal transduction. Gene Ontology annotation, molecular function: ATP binding; protein serine/threonine kinase activity. Bases 195 to 1343 code for a protein of 382 amino acids. Gene Ontology annotation, cellular component: cytoplasm.